This is a messenger RNA of Solanum verrucosum, 2027 nucleotides long. RefSeq names its product cysteine-rich receptor-like protein kinase 10. The record is from RefSeq and is a predicted model, not a curated record. Gene Ontology annotation, biological process: protein phosphorylation. NCBI's taxonomy places the organism in Eukaryota, Viridiplantae, Streptophyta, Magnoliopsida, Solanales, Solanaceae. Gene Ontology annotation, molecular function: ATP binding; protein kinase activity. The transcript is spliced from 7 exons. The coding region runs from base 1 to 1986 and encodes 661 amino acids.
AUGUUGAACUACUUCAAUAUUUUGUUAUGUUAUUGUAUAAUAAUUUUCAUUUUUCAAGUUAUAAAUUGUCAAGAUAAUUCUUCUCCUCCUGCAUUUUACUGCCCGAACACAACUUAUACUUCCAAUAGCACUUAUAGCUUCAAUCUCAAAGCCCUUCUAUCAUCUCUAGCCUCGAAUUCUUCGAGGCCUAACGGAUUUUACAACACAACAUCUGGUAACACAGGGUCCGAUAUAGUUUAUGGCAUGUUUUUAUGCAGGGGAGACGUUUCCCUUGACGUUUGUCAAAAUUGUGUGUCAACAGCUAUUAAAGAUGUAACCUCGGAAAGUUAUUGUCCUAAUGGAAAAAUUGCUGUCCUUUGGGUUGACGAAUGCCUUCUACGUUACUCAGAUCAACCUUUAUUUGGUACCGCGACGAGAUAUGGUUUUUUGAAUACACAAAAUGUUAGUGAACCACAAAGGUUCUUAUCAGUUCUUGGAAAUGUGAUCAAUGAAUUAAUAGCAAGUGUGGCUGCAAAUGGAAAUAAUCGAUCGGGGAAAAUAUAUGCUUCGAAAGAAGCAAAUUUUACGUCACUCGAAAGAGUUUAUACAUUUGCACAAUGCAUACCUGAUGUGUCUAGUUCUUCUUGUGAGAAUUGCCUGAGGACUGCUAUCGGAAAUUUACCGAGUGAUGGGAAGAGAGGUGGGAGAGUUUUGCUUCCGAAUUGUAACGUUAGGUAUGAGUUGUACCCUUUUUACAACGUUACUGCAUCAAUGCCACCACCUACGCCUCCUUCUUCAUCGCCUACAAGCAACGAUAGAGGAAAAGGGGGAAUUGCAUCUGGUGUAAUCGUUGCCAUAGCUGUUCCCAUUGCUGUUUCGAUUCUACUCUUCAUAUUAGGUUUCUGUUGGAUAAGAAGUAGAACAUCGCGAGAAUUCAAUGUUGUAGAAGAGAUCACAGAUGAAGAUGAAAUUUCAGCUGCUGAGUCUUUGCAAUAUCACUUGAACACUAUUCGAGUUGCCACGACUAACUUCUCAAUCGACAACAAAAUUGGUGAAGGAGGAUUUGGCGUUGUGUACAAGGGUAAACUUCCCGAUGGACAAGAGAUAGCUGUGAAGAGGCUAUCAAGAAGCUCAGGGCAAGGCAUAGAAGAAUUUAAGAAUGAGAUCAUAUUGAUCGCGAAGCUUCAACAUAGAAAUUUAGUGAGACUAUUGGGAUAUUGCUUGGAAGGAGAUGAAAAGAUACUCGUCUAUGAAUUUGUCCCCAAUAAAAGCCUCGAUUAUUUCUUAUUCGAUCCUGAAAAGCAGCAGCUACUAGAUUGGUCGAGACGUUACAAGAUUAUAGGAGGGAUUGCGCGUGGACUACUUUACCUACACGAGGAUUCUCGUCUAAGAAUUAUACAUCGCGAUCUGAAAGCAAGCAAUAUACUGUUAGAUGCAGAAAUGAACCCGAAAAUAUCAGAUUUUGGAAUGGCAAGAAUAUUUGGAAUUGAUCAAAGUGAAGAAAUAACAAGUAGGAUUGUUGGGACAUAUGGUUACAUGUCACCGGAGUAUGCUAUGCACGGGCAAUACUCUGUUAAAUCAGAUGUUUUCAGCUUCGGUGUUCUGCUUUUGGAGAUCAUAAGUGGAAAAAAGAAUAGCGCGUUUUACCAAUCAGAUGGUGGUGAAGAUCUUCUUAGCUAUGUUUGGAAGAAUUGGAGAGACGGAACACCAUUGAACAUAAUGGAUCCAAUAUUCGCGGAAUCAUACUCAAGAAAUGAAGUGAUACAAUGUAUACACAUUGGCUUGUUGUGUGUUCAAGAAGAUGUUAAUGGAAGACCUACAAUGGACUCUGUGGUGCUCAUGCUUAAUAGUUACUCUAUUACUACGCAAGCGCCUAAACAACCUGCAUUCUUUUUUCGUAGUCAAUCAGAGAUGUUGUCAAAGGGCAUGGAGUCAGAUCAAUCUACAAGCAAGUCAAUGCCAUUGUCCAUCAAUGAAGUUUCCAUUACAGAAAUGGAGCCAAGAUAGAUUGAUACAACUAUGAACAAUUACUUGAGAUGUUGUUUGCG